Molecule: messenger RNA, 2206 nt
Organism: Heterocephalus glaber (naked mole-rat)
Lineage: Eukaryota; Metazoa; Chordata; Mammalia; Rodentia; Bathyergidae
Gene: Edn1
Product: endothelin 1
Biological process (GO): regulation of vasoconstriction; intracellular calcium ion homeostasis; regulation of systemic arterial blood pressure by endothelin
Cellular component (GO): extracellular region
Molecular function (GO): hormone activity; endothelin A receptor binding; endothelin B receptor binding
Source: RefSeq, a predicted model, not a curated record
CCUGAAUUGUCAGACGGCGGGCGUCUGCCUCUGAAGUUAGCAGUGAUUUCCUUUAGACCCGGUCUUAUCUCCGGGCGCACGUUGCCUGUUGGUGACUAAUAACACAAUAACAUUGUCUAGGGCUGGGAUAAAGUCGGAGCUGUUUACCCCCACUCGAUGGGGGUUCAAUAUAAAAAGCCAGCGGAGAGCUGUCCAGGUCAGAGCGCUUCUGUCUGCGCCUGGCGAGCGGUCUGGCCGGCGCUGUUCCUCGCCGCCCUGCGCUGCAGCUCGCUGCCUCUGCCUCCACACCGGCCAGGGGAGUCGCUUUUGCUCCCGGAAAAGCGCACUGGGCUGCAGGAUCACUUUGAGCUCUGAAUACUCAGAAGCGCGUCGAAGGAACUGAAGCUGUUUUUCUUCGUUUUCCUUUGAAUUCAGUUUGCAGGGGAAUUUAGAAAAAAACCUUUUUUUCCAGAAUGGAUUAUUUUCCUGUGAUUUUCCCCCUGCUGUUGGUGACUCUCCACGGAGUUCCAGAAACAGCGGUCUCUGGCGAGGAGCUCAGCCCAAAGGCUCACAGCGGAGGGGAGAAGCCCCCUCCCGACGCCCCCGGGCUGCUGCGCAGGUCCAAGCGCUGCUCCUGCUCCUCCCUGAUGGACAAGGAGUGUGUCUACUUCUGCCACUUGGACAUCAUCUGGGUCAACACUCCCGAGCAUGUUGUUCCUUAUGGACUUGGAAGCCCUUCUAGGUCCAAGCGAUCCUUGAAGGAAUUAUUUCCUACAAAGGCAAUAAAGCAGAGGAACAGAUGCCAAUGUGCUAACCAAAAAGACAAGAAGUGCUGGAAUUUUUGCCAACCAGGAAAAGAACUCAGGUCCCAGGAAACAGUGGAGAAAGGCUGGGAGAACCACAAGAAAGGAAAAGACUUUUCCCAGCUGGGAAAGAAGUGCAUCUCCCAGAAGCUGGUGAAGGGAAGGAAAACAAGAAGGUUGGAGGCCGUCAGCAACAGCAUCAAACCAUCUUCGCCCCUUGCGAAGUUGAAAGCCAUGCUGUACAGAGAGCAGAAAGUGACCCACAACCGAACACAUUGAUUGUAAAGCUUCCAGUCCCACCUGUCUGAAGCCAUCACCUCCAGAGAAAGAGCCCUGUGACCAACUGGGCACUCUUUCCGAGCUGGCCAGGAUCAGAGCAAGAGCAUCCUCCCUGCUUAGACCGCAUCUUGUUCCAGAGUGGCAAAGGACCCGUGUCCUUCUUGUAUGCAUUCUAAGAAAGGUGAAGGUGCCCCUCAGCCUGGCUUCCUUUACUUCCACUGGUGGUAACUGCUUUGUCUCUUCUUGCCUUUGGUAUCGACAAUGGACCUCUCAGAAAGCAGGACACACUAUGCCACUCGUAUUAGGGUGGCAUCCUACGGAGGGAGGAAGGAGAUUCCACGGGAGGGUGGAGUUUCAGAAGAAAGUCCUAAGGGACUGUUUGUGUCUGACUCAGGCGCCUGGCACAUUUCAGGGAGAAACUCCAAAGUUCAUGCAAAGAUUUUCUAAGGAAUGCAUAAAUUGAAAACACACUCGAAAGACAAACACACAUAAAAUUUUUUAAAAAGACGGGGUUUUUAAAAGUCAUAAAAUACAAAACUGCAAGAAACUGUUACUACUGUAAAUCAGGAUGUGAUUCAUGAGUAUGAGUCUACCUCAGCAUUAAUGCACUCUGCUUGGAGUAUUUCCCACCUCUAAUUAUUGCUUCCCCAAACUCUUCCCCUCCUGUCACCAACUCCUUCCAACCCGCAUGUUAGAGCCCAGCCUCACAGAAGCCUGGUCCAAUGUGUCAGUAGUAGAUUAAAUGCUUUUGUGCUGAUCUACUAGCUCUGAUCCAUAAGGAAAAAGAUCAUACAAUCAGGAGCUUCCUUUACCUUGAUUUAUGGAGACACUAUGGUAUAGGGGCAUUUCUGACAGAUACAGAAAAGUACAUGUUGGUUAUGCUUUCAAGCAGUAAAAUUAUUUUUUCUUUAUGUAACCAGACAAUGGAAGAGGUUAGAUUGAAUUUUGCUGUUCUUAUUUUUUUAGAGAUAUUUAUAUUCAAACAAUUUAUUCUUUAUAUUUACCAUGUUGAAUAUAUGUCUGGGCAGGCCAUAUUGGUCUAUGUAUUUUUUUAAAAAUGUAUUUCUGAAUGAAAUUGAGAACAUGCUUUGUUUUGCCUGUCAAGGUAAUGAUUUUAGAAAAUAAAUAUUUUUUUCCCUACUGUA